Messenger RNA from Exaiptasia diaphana, 1151 nucleotides. Its product is annotated as serine-threonine kinase receptor-associated protein. The transcript is spliced from 7 exons. NCBI's taxonomy places the organism in Eukaryota, Metazoa, Cnidaria, Anthozoa, Actiniaria, Aiptasiidae. The record is from RefSeq and is a predicted model, not a curated record. Gene Ontology annotation, biological process: spliceosomal snRNP assembly. Bases 77 to 1060 code for a protein of 327 amino acids. Gene Ontology annotation, molecular function: RNA binding; protein binding. Gene Ontology annotation, cellular component: SMN complex.
CUCACCCGGUKAUUUCAAGCUCAUUAGAAAGACAAGACUGUUAUUUCGCUAUAUUUUGCCUCAUUAUUUAUCGAAAAUGGCACGACAAAUCCCUCUAUCAUGUAGUGGACACACUAGACCUGUUGUAGAUUUAUCUUUCUCAGAAAAUACGCCCUAUGGAUACUUUYUAAUCAGCGCAUGUAAAGAUGGUAAACCCAUGUUGCGGCAAGGUGACACUGGUGAUUGGAUAGGGACAUUUGAAGGUCAUAAAGGCGCAGUAUGGAGUGCAUCAUUAAACAAAGAUGCAACUAAAGCUGCAAGUGGCGCUGCUGAUUUCUCAGCUAAAAUAUGGGAUGCAGUAACUGGAGAUGAGCUUUCCAGUUUACCACACAAACACAUUGUAAARACUGURGAUUUUUCAUCGGAUAGUAAUCUUCUAUUGACUGGUUCUAAYGAGAAAUUACUCAGAAUAUAUGACCUGCAAAAGAUAGACGCAGAGCCUCAAGUGUUAAAAGGCCAUACAGCAAACCUACGUAAAGCACUAUGGAAUAAGGACAAUACCCUUCUAUUUAGUGGAGGAGAAGAUAAAGUUAUCAGGGUUUGGGACGUACGUACCUUAGAGAAUACUAAAAACAUAGACAUGGUUAAYCCAAUCACAAGUAUGGAACUCAGCGCUGAUGGUAGUAUACUUGUAGUAACCCAAGGAAGAACAGUAGCAUUCUGGGAUGCCUUCAGCAUGGAACUGAUCAAACAAUUUGAUGCUCCAACGAUGGUCUACUCGGCCUCACUUCAUCCUAACAAGUCAUGUUUUGUUGUCGGUGGUGAGGAUUUCCAGUUGUACAAGUUUGACUAUGAAAAUGGAAAUCAACUAGAAUCGUACAAAGGUCAUUUUGGUCCUGUUCAUUGYGURCGCUUCUCACCAGAUGGYGAGUUGUAUGCGUCUGGUUCUGAGGAUGGUACACUUAGAUUAUGGCAAACAACUGUUGGUACGACAUAUGGUUUGUGGAGAGCUGUACAAACAACCAAUGGAAAUAGCAGCAGCAGUAGUAGUAGUGGUGGUGGAACAYCUSUCAACUCUUAGAACGACAUAURAUAAUGAACUCAGUGCUAGAAUGGUYAUAUUUUACCAGUGAAAUACUUUACUAGACCAGUAUUACAAAGACUAUAGGCUG